CGUUAUCGCGUUAUAUAAAUUGGCUUGACUGCUAACUAGCGUUAGCAACACAGUUGACUAUCCUCGAAAGGAUUUCCAAGCAGAAUUAGUUCAUGCUACAAAUUUAUGAUGCAAAAUCGCUGCGCCGUGCCGAACUGUACAAGUGGCAAAUCCGAGCCACAGCCUCUCUUCAGGUUUCCGUAUGACCAAGAAAGGUCUAAGAAGUGGGUGGAGAAGUGCCAGAGGCAGGAUCUCGCAGACAAAUUGCCAGACCAGUUGUACAGAUACUACAGACUGUGUGGGAAACAUUUCGAAACGUCUUCAAUUCUUCGUGACGCUCAGAGCACAGUGUUGAAGGAUGAUGCUGUACCGACUAUCUUUGAUGUGCACAGCCAACCUCAGAAUGGGCAGGUGAAGCGUGGUAAAGAGGCGACCAAAGAUGAUAAAACGGAGAGUAAGGGCAGAAAGAAAAUCAAAAAGUCUCAAGCGGAGACAGCUACGGAAGACGUCCAGGCACCCCCAGAGGAAGACGGGGUCAAAGAGUAUCUCAGGUCAUUAUUUGAGGUCCUCGCGCUGUUGGGAGAGCAAAACAUUCCCCCGACAGGGCCCGCUGAAAAUAAACAGGAUGGUCUUGGGUCCAGCACCUUUCAGGCGCUGUUAGAAUACCGCAUGAAUAGUGGAGAUGAAGUCCUUAAGGUGAAGUUCGAUGAGAAUAAGGAGUGCUGCUCCUCAGCUCAGCUCAAUCAAAUGAUCGAGGUGUUUGAGAAAUGCAUCCACAGUAAGCUGGUGGAGGAAGUCAAACAAAAUGGCUUUUUCUCAUUACUGACUGACGAUUUGGUGCAGAUCUCAGGAGAGUGGUACCUCCCCGUCUUUCUCCGUUACGUGGACCAGGCUAACUGCCAGCAGGAGAGGUUCUUUGGAUUGUUGUCCUUCGAAGGAGACGGAGAGACCUUAGCAGAGAAACUGCUGUCUGAACUGACUGACAAAUGGGGCUUGGCUAUGGAACAGUGUAGAGGUCAAGCCCAUUCCUGCUCUGGGAUACAUCUUAGUAAAAUAAAAACAUUUGCUGCCAAACUGAUUGAGAAGCACCCCAUGGCAGUGCUCGCGUUAAGAUCUACUCACACAUUGAACGUGUCACUUGCAAACGGCAUGGCUUUGUCAGGGGUUCAGCUCGUCAUGUCAACCUUGAAAAAGAUUCAGUCGUUCUUCAGCCAGUCGUCUGUACUGCAGCUGGAGCUGGAGCAUGCCAUUUCCAUUUUCUACGCAGACAAAGAGGAGAAGGCCAAGGAACUGAAAACGACCUGUCAGACCAACUGGAUCAGACGGCAUGAUGCAUUCGAGGUGGCAGUGGAAAUCCUAGAGGCAUUGCUACUCUGUGUGGACAGCAUACAUGACAACGAGGACAUGAGGUGGAACGAUCAAGUCACACACAACGCUUUAGAGAUUUCCAAAGCACUGGCUGAUUUUGAGUUUGUCAUGGCGCUGGUUGUCCUGAAAAACGUUACGACCCUGACACGAGCAUUCGGAGAGAACGUGCAAGGGAACUCAGCCGACGCCUACUUUGCCGCGACCAGUCUGAAAGCUGUGUUGCACUCCCUGCAGGAAGUGUCGGACAACAUCGACGUGUACAACGAGUUCUGGAACGACGAGGCCGUUAACCUAGCCGCAGCGAUGGAGAUCCCUGUGACGGUUCCCCGAUCGUUCUUGAGAAAGCAUCAGUCAGAGCCAGGAGCCGUUCAGCCGGAGAGUUACUACAAGGAGCACCUGUCUGUUCCCGUGGUGAACCAUGUCAUCAAAGAACUGAGCGAACUCUUCUGCGAGGACCACCUGAAGGCUCUGAGAUGUCUGUCACUGAUCCCCGCUGUCAUAGAGCAGCACAAGUCUACCGAACCCGAGGAAGAGAGCAUCCAAGUGUAUAAAAACGACAUCCCUAAUGCGGGAACCCUGUCUGCCGAGCUGCACUGUUGGUGGGUUAAAUAUAGCAAAAAGGGCAAAGGCGAAACCUUUCCCUCCAACCUCCAGGAAACCCUGCAGCUGGCCGACGUGAAGUUCUUCCCAAACAUGCUCGCGGUUCUGAGACUGAUCGGCAUCCUGCCCACCUUGGCUCUGGAGGACAGCUGUGAUGUGGCGUACAAGCGCUUCCAGAUGUACAUGGAGAACACGCCUGACAGAUUCAAAUCGAAAAGUCUCGCCCUUUUGAACGUGAACUAUGAUGUUGGAUACGAUCUGGAUGCAGUAGUGGAGGUCUACAUGAAGACAUACCCUGACAGGGCGGAGGCGUCAUAGUCGGUUGUGAGACGGUAGCUAAGCUGACAGACAGAUGAUCCACAGCUUUGUCAAUGAGUCAUGCGGACUGAGUUAUCUUGAAGGGAUCAACAUCCUCCUUUUUGUUUUGUUUUUUUACUAUAUAGCGUUCAUAUGGAAGUAGCUUCUCCUAUUUUUUUUUUAAUUAAAUGUAGAAUGUAAAUGAAGCAUGAACUGUAGUGCAAAGUAAUAUUGAGUAAUAAAUACCAGAAAUUAAUUUUGUUUUUGCUGUUUGUUCUUGGGUGUUCUUGUUGUGUUUUGGGUAAAGAACUGACUGCUUUAAACUUCCCAGGUUGGAAAUGAGUCCUGAUGCCUCGUAUCUAAGGCCAUUCGUUAUUUACAUUGUUGAAAAUAAGUUGCAAAUUGUUUUGUUUUACGAGAGUGAGUUAAUUAUGUAAGCUACCUUUUUACUCACACCCAAUGCUGUGCUGACAUUUAAACAUAGUAGAAGUGAGACUAAGCUAUAAUUCCUUCCUGAAUAAGUUAAUAAAAAAGGUGGUGUCUUGGUU
This is a messenger RNA of Acanthopagrus latus (yellowfin seabream), 2792 nucleotides long. RefSeq names its product THAP domain containing 12a (gene thap12a). The transcript has 5 exons. Lineage: Eukaryota; Metazoa; Chordata; Actinopteri; Spariformes; Sparidae. Bases 106 to 2265 code for a protein of 719 amino acids. The record is from RefSeq and is a predicted model, not a curated record.